AUGAGCAGCCUCGUGGAGCGGCUGCGCGUUCGGUCGGACAAGCGGCCCCGCUACACACUAGAUGAGUCCGACGACGACUUCCCGCCGCGCGGCGGGAACGGGAAGGGGAAGGAUCGAGAUGGCGACCCCCCUGUCAAGCAGAUCGAGCGCGAGGACGCGAAAGAAGAUGCUUGCCGAAAAUGUGGGCUAAGUGAUAAUCUUGUAUCUUGUACAACAUGUACAUAUGCAUUUCACCGGAAAUGUCUGGUUCCUUGCCUAAAUAUCACAUCUGAUAAGUGGAGCUGCCCUGAAUGUGUAAGCCCACUGACAGAGAUGGAGAAGAUAUUAGAUUGCGAAACGAAGGUUGCUUCUGAAGAGACUAGUUCUUCGGAGUCUGGAUCAAAUAAGAAACCUGUCAAGCAAUAUCUGAUAAAAUGGAAAGGAUUAUCACACAUUCACUGCACUUGGGUGUCAGAAGAUGAAUAUUUUGAGGCUGCGAAGAUACACCCUCGGUUGAAAACUAGAUUGAAUAACUUCAAUAGACAGUUUGAGUCGACGGAUAAAUCUGACGAUGACUAUGUUCCAAUUAGGCCUGAAUGGACAACUGUUGACAGGGUCCUUGCUAGCAGAAAAAACUCUAGUGGUGAAAGGGAGUACUAUGUGAAAUGGAAGGAACUUUCAUACGAUGAAUGCACAUGGGAAAGUGAGUCUGACAUCUCAGUGUUUCAACCUCAGAUUGAGCGCUACAAUGAGAUUCUGUCCAGGCGCAAGAAAUCUACUGACAAGAGUAAGAAUGCCGAUCGUGCGAUGCGUCAUGCUGAACAGACCCCCGAGUUUCUUACUGGUGGCAAACUACACCCUUAUCAGCUUGAAGGGUUAAACUUUCUGCGUUAUUCAUGGUCUAUUAAUAAACGUGUCAUCCUUGGUGAUGAGAUGGGUCUUGGGAAAACAAUACAAAGUAUUGCUUUUCUGGCCUCUGUGUCUGAAGACAAGUUUGGUCCCCAUCUAGUUGUUGCCCCUCUCUCAACCUUGCGAAAUUGGGAGCGUGAAUUUGCAACUUGGGCACCUCAAAUGAAUGUUAUUAUGUAUUUUGGAUCUGGAUCUUCUCGUGACAUUAUCAAGAAGUAUGAAUUUUACUAUUCCAAAGAUAAUCCUAAGAAGCUGAAGAAAAAUAAAUCAUCUUCAUCUAAUGAUGAAAAGAAGCAGUCAAGAAUAAAAUUUGAUGUCCUUUUGACAUCUUAUGAGAUGAUUAACAUGGAUUCUGCAGUCCUGAAAACUAUAGAAUGGGAGUGCAUGAUUGUGGAUGAGGGGCACCGCUUGAAGAACAAAGAUUCAAAGUUGUUUGGUCUACUUAAAGAUUAUCAUACUCAACAUCGUGUUCUCUUAACGGGGACCCCGGUUCAGAAUAACCUGGAUGAGCUUUUCAUGCUGAUGCACUUCCUCGAGGGUGAAACUUUUGGGAGUAUAUCUGAUCUCCAAGAGGAGUUUAAGGAUAUCAACCAAGACAAGCAAGUCGAGAAGCUCCAUGGAAUGCUGAAGCCACACCUUCUUCGGAGAUUCAAGAAAGAUGUUAUGAAGGAACUUCCUCCAAAAAAGGAGCUGAUUUUACGAGUUGAGCUGACAAGCAAACAGAAAGAAUACUACAAGGCAAUUCUCACCAAGAACUACGCCGUGUUAUCUCGUCGUGGUGGUGGACAUGUUUCCCUUAUAAAUGUCGUAAUGGAGCUGCGCAAACUUUGUUGCCAUGGAUUCAUGACGGAUGAACCUGAUACUGAGCCUGCGAGCCCAGAAGAAGGUUUAAGGAGGCUUUUAGAUUCUUCUGGAAAGAUGCAACUAUUAGACAAGAUGAUGGUGAAGCUGAAAGAGCAGGGUCAUAGAGUCCUUAUCUAUUCACAGUUCCAACAUAUGUUGGACUUACUGGAGGAUUAUUUAAGCUACAGGAAAUGGAGCUACGAACGUAUUGAUGGCAAGAUAGGUGGCGCUGAAAGGCAGAUACGAAUAGAUCGCUUCAAUGCUAAGACUUCUACUAGGUUCUGCUUUCUUCUUUCUACUAGAGCUGGUGGCCUGGGUAUAAAUUUGGCAACGGCUGAUACUGUAAUUAUCUAUGACAGUGACUGGAAUCCACACGCUGAUCUACAAGCUAUGGCAAGAGCCCAUCGUUUAGGGCAGACUAGCAAGGUUAUGAUAUAUAGACUUGUUAGUCGAGGUACAAUUGAGGAGCGAAUGAUGCAGCUUACAAAGAAAAAGAUGAUACUGGAGCACUUAGUUGUUGGGAGACUCACAAAGGCUAGUAAUGUCAAUCAGGAGGAGUUAGAUGAUAUUAUCCGGUAUGGGUCAAAAGAACUUUUUGAUGAUGACGAGGAUGAAGCUGGAAAGUCACGCCAAAUACAUUAUGACGAUGCUGCAAUAGAUAGGUUAUUGGACCGUGACCAAGUCGACGAGGAAGAAUAUUUGGAAGAUGAAGAAGAUGACGAAUUUCUGAAAGGUUUCAAGGUUGCGAACUUCGAGUACAUAGAUGAAGCUAAAGCUUUAGCAGCAAAAGAGGAGGCACGCAAAAAAGCGGAAGCUGAAGCCGCAUCCAAUAAAGCAAACUAUUGGGAAGAAUUAUUGAAAGACAGAUGCGUUGAGCAAGAAGUAGAAGAAAUUGCUAUGGGAAAAGGAAAAAGAAGCCGCAAGCAGAUGGCUGCUGCUGAUGAGGAUGACAUUACUGGCCUGCACGAGUUAAGUUCUGAAGACGAGGAUUACUCCUAUGAUGAUGAUGUGUCGGAUAAUGACACGAGUUUACCAGCAAAUGUUUCUGGGAGGAAGGCUCAGUAUUCUAAGAAAAACUCACGUAAUGUAGAUUCACUCCCUUUGAUGGAGGGUGAAGGGCGUGCUUUAAAAGUUUAUGGAUUCAAUCAUGUUCAACGAACACAAUUCCUACAGACACUCAUGAGGUAUGGUUUUCAGAACUAUGAUUGGAAAGAGUAUCUUCCUCGUUUGAAGGGGAAAAGUGUUGAGGAAAUUCAGAGCUAUGUUACAAAAACCUUGGAUAAGAUUACUUGCAAUCAGAGAGACCUCAUAUGCCAUUUCACAAAAUAUGGUGAGCUUGUCAUGGCCCAUCUUGUAGAGGACACAAAUGACUCACCAACCUAUGCAGAUGGUGUGCCGAAGGAAAUGCGUGCUGAUGAGACAUUGGUCAGGCUAGCCAAAAUAUCACUUGUGGAGGAGAAGGUGGCUGCCAUGGAGCAAGGAAAAAUUACAAAACUCUUCCCCAACUACUUGAUGUAUGAAUUUACUGGCUUAUCAGGUGGAAGAAUAUGGAAAGGGGAACAUGAUCUACUGUUACUGAAAGCAUUAAUAAAGCACGGGUAUGCCAGGUGGCAAUACAUAUCAGAUGACAGAGAUAACGGGCUAUUUGAAACUGCUCGACGGGAGCUUAAUCUUCCUUCUGCUAAUGAAUUGAUUAGUUCUCAGUCAAACAAUGAGGCAAAUGGAAAUCUGGAAAGCACACAGGAAGUGCAGGUGAACCCAACGAGCUUAUCUCAAUACAGGGACAUCCAGAGAAAGAUUGUUGAGUUUAUCAGAAAGAGAUACCAUAUUCUGGAAAAAUGCUUGGACAUUGAAUAUGCCGUGAUAAAAACAAAUACUCCUGUUCCUGAUGAUCUGACUGAACAAAAUGUUCCUAUGGGACAUAGCCCAGCUGUUCCAGAUAUCAGUGAAGUGUUGAGAGAACUUCCCCCUCUUGUACCAAUUUCUGCCAAAGAAGUGGCUUCUGAUGGCUCAACUGACCAGGCACACCUUUCCCAUCUUUACAACAAGAUGUGCGGUGUGCUUGAGGACAGUGGCCCACGUGCACUCAAUUCGUUCUGUGGUGACAAGGCAGCCUCUGCGAGUCUAGCCAACAGCCUCCAUCAGUUUGAGAAAGUAUGCGAGGACGUUGAUCGGGUCUUGAGAGUCCAAGAGAACGGUGCUGCUACCCCCAAAGAACAAGUGGUAGAUGCCAGCGUCGAAGAAGCCAAGGCUCCACAAGUGCCUUCACAAGAUGCAGGCGUUGUGGCGGCGAACGGUGUCGGGCCUUCGACGGUAAAGCCGGAGGACAAAAUGGAAAUCGAUGGUUGA
Triticum turgidum subsp. durum (durum wheat) is the source of this 4080-nucleotide messenger RNA. Lineage: Eukaryota; Viridiplantae; Streptophyta; Magnoliopsida; Poales; Poaceae. The record is from the annotation of a GenBank genome assembly.